Messenger RNA from Lutzomyia longipalpis, 1612 nucleotides. It is a transcript of the gene shu, whose product is annotated as inactive peptidyl-prolyl cis-trans isomerase shutdown. Lineage: Eukaryota; Metazoa; Arthropoda; Insecta; Diptera; Psychodidae. The coding region runs from base 103 to 1440 and encodes 445 amino acids. Gene Ontology annotation, molecular function: protein binding; peptidyl-prolyl cis-trans isomerase activity. The record is from RefSeq and is a predicted model, not a curated record. The transcript has 2 exons.
GUUACAAUACAAGCUGAUUCAGCAGACGAACAAACCGACUUCACGAGUUCCCGGAAAAAAAACACAAAAUUUGAGAAAAAUCGCAAAAAUAUUAUCUAAAAAAUGUCGGAACUGUGCUUCAAAGACGGUGUUAUGAACACAACAUACCAGAAUAUCAAUGAUUUGGUUUCCGGAAAGAGUGUCCAGCUCCGCGUUGAAGCCCAGGAGCAAUUCUUUGAAUCUGACGAAGAUGACGACUACGACGAAUUGGACAUGGGAAAGUAUGAGGAAGCCUGCGAGAAGUGGAAGAAUGCUGACUUUGUGGGAAUGACCUUUGAGGAGAUUCGUCAGACCAUGGUCAAAAUUGACUUGGGAAUCUACAAACAGGUUCUCCUGGAGGGCUUUGGUGAACCAAUUCCCGAAAAGAAUUGCCGGGUCACGAUGGUGUACUCUGUUUUCUUCGAAAAGACCCCCAUCCCUGUGGAUUCAACUCUCCUCACGGGGAAAAACUUCUCAUUCAUUACGGGUGAGGAUAGCGGUUUACUCGUGGGAAUUCACCAUAGUGUGAUGACAAUGAAGGCUCAGGAGCAGGCAAAAUUCAUAAUACCCUGCAAGUAUUUGUAUGGUGAACUUGGAUGCCCUCCGCGAAUUCCACCAAACACGGAUGGUCUUGUGCUCAUUCGUGUGAUCAACCUGGAGCCUGGGUAUGGUGAUCAUCAGGUGCAAGAUAAUGAGACAAUGAGUUACAGCAGUGUCAUGAAGAAGGUGGAAGAGCUCCGGCAGAAGGGGAAGAAUGCAGUAAAGUGCUAUCGCUUUUCAUCAGCAGUUCGUACCUACCAUGAAGCCAUAAGGAUCCUCGUGAGGGUUGACACGCAAAAUCCAGAGGAGGAUAGAGAGAGAAAUGAUUUGGUUGUGAAAAUGCUCAUCAAUUCCGCCAUGAUGUACAACAAACUUAAUCAACCAAAGAGUGCUUGUUCCAAUCUCAACGAGGCCCAGCGAUACUUCCCAAAUGUUCCCACUGAUCUCAAAGGGAAAUUGUUCCUCCACAAGGGACGUGCCCUGCGAAAUUUGGGUGAAUUCGACCGCGCCAAGAGUUGCCUCCAUGAAGCCCAGAAGUACUCCAAUGCACCGGAAAUUCGCAAAGAAAUGGAAUUGGUUGUGAAGGAAAAGGACAAGUAUGACACCGCGAUGGCUAGUAUGAUGCAGAAGGCAUUUAAUUUGCACGAUAAAGUGCAAAAGAACAAUCUGUCCAAGAUUAAUCGAGAAUUUGAAGCAGCUUUCAAGGAGACAGUUCAGAAUUUCCUCAAAGAUGAGAAUAUUAAGAAGCAAAUUGUUGCUGUGGAUUUCACAAAGGAACAAAAGAAGAUUGUCGAUGAUGUCCUACUGAUGGUGCCAAAUGUUAUCCUCAGUGUUUUGCCGACAGAGCAUUCCACAAAAUAUUGCUUGGUCAAGACUGAUUAAGCUAUAAAUUUUAAUUUUGUGAAUCUCAGGUUUCUUUUGAAGAUUUUUCAAUCAAUUGAAUUACAAAACUUAUGAAUUACUAAUAAUAUUUCUAAAAAAAAAAUGAUUCAAUUCUAUUCCGUUGCAACAAACAAAAGGACCAGAAUAAACAAUAAAUUCGAUCCUUAACAAA